CCAACAGCUAAGAGAGUCUUCAUCAUGUUGAAACGGAACAACCAAGUAAUUCUGACAGGACUUGUGACCCUUAUGGUGACUUUUGGAUUUAUACCGACCAUCGAAGCAGCUUCCAAGGCACCUGAUAUAAACCUGGGACUUAUUUCUAUCUCGGAUACAUCCGAUAUGUGCCAGUACUCGCCGCUUUUAUCCUACAGUUGUUGCCAAAGUGUUACUGUGAAUAUGUUGAAUGAUACCAAGAAAUUUUGCCUCAACUUUAAGGCGGAUAUCUUGGGCGGAAAAGUGGAUCUGAGCACUACCAUGGAUGGGGUUUCAUUGGGAAAGUUUAAUAUUGAUAUCAAUAAGCCGCCAACAAUCUGUCUGCCUUUGAUCUCCACGAUGGGCCUAAACAUGUGCCUGAAGCUCAACUUCUCGCUGUCCAGCUCCGGGGCCAAAAUCUGUCCAAAUGUCUAUUCAUCCUACAAUACCAACGAUAUCAUGACCUACACCUUUCCAUGUGUCCAGGUUGGCCUGGAUGGUGUGAGCCUGGUGUAAGGACUAAACACAAUAUAAAAUGGUUAGGAAAUAAGCAUCAAUUUGGUCUUGUUUCGAAUUAAAUUAUUUGAUUG
Drosophila serrata is the source of this 608-nucleotide messenger RNA. RefSeq lists its product as uncharacterized. The record is from RefSeq and is a predicted model, not a curated record. Lineage: Eukaryota; Metazoa; Arthropoda; Insecta; Diptera; Drosophilidae.